Arabis nemorensis is the source of this 723-nucleotide messenger RNA. Lineage: Eukaryota; Viridiplantae; Streptophyta; Magnoliopsida; Brassicales; Brassicaceae. The record is from the annotation of a GenBank genome assembly.
AUGGCUGAUGAAAAUAAUGAGAUGAGAGAAGAAUUAUUUGCACCUUUUGAUCCAACGAAAAAGAAGAAGAAGAAAAAAGUUCUUCAAGAUCUUGCUGAGAGCUCAACAGGGCCACUUAUGGAAAAAGCUGAUUCAAUGCCAGCAGUUAAUGAUGAUGGUCUUGAAAGUACAUUUACUGGAAUGAAGAAGAAGAAGAAACCAGUUGCAUCUAGCUCGCUGAACGACGAAAACGUUGAACCUGUCGAAGAUCUAGAUGGUGUGCUUCUUGGUACGGUAUUUAAGAUUCUACGUGAAAAUAACCCCGACCUUGGAGAUAGGCGUCGUACAGUUAUGAGGCCUCCACAAGUUCUUCGUGAAGGGACAAAGAAGACCGUCUUUGUCAACUUUAUGGACCUUUGCAGGACGAUGCGUAGACAACCAGAUCAUGUAAUGCAUUUCUUGCUUGAUGAGAUGGGUACUAGUGGUUCAAUUGAUGGACAACAAAGAUUUAGAAUUUGCCGAAUAUCGAUCAUUGUGUUAUCGAAUUCUACAAAUGAUUCAUGGUUUUGCGCGUUAUAUUUGUCAGCUGAAUAUGUCAUUUGCCUUGGUUGCAAGAGCCCUGAUACAAUUCUUUCAAAGGAGAAUCGUCUCAUCUUUGUGAGAUGUGAAAAGUGUGGAUCAGGACGAUCAGUGACAGCGAUCAAAACUGGAUAUCUUGCGCGUGUUAGUCGAAGGAAGACUUGA